AUGUAUUCCCACUCAACAGACAAGCACUUCCCUGUAUUAAUCCUCCUAAACUUUGAGACAUUCCUAACUUUCAGGCCAGAUUUCAUUGAAAGUCUCUCUGCCUUUGAAGCCCAUUUUAAUCAUUCAGAUUUCCUUGAAAGUCUAUCUAUUUUUGAAGCCCAUUUUAAUCAUUCAGAUUUCAUUGAAAGUCUCUCUGCCUUUGAAACCCAUUUUAAUCAUUCAGAUUUCCUUGAAAGUCUAUCUAUUUUUGAAGCCCAUUUUAAUCAUUCAGAUUUCAUUGAAAGUCUCUCUGCCUUUGAAGCCCAUUUUAAUCAUUCAGAUUUCAUUGAAAGUCUAUCUACCUUUGAAGCCCAUUUUAAUCAUUCAGAUUUCCUUGAAAGUCUCUCUGCCUUUGAAGCCCAUUUUAAUCAUUCAGGUUUCCUUGAAAGUCUCUCUGCCUUUGAAGCCUAUUUUAAUCAUUCAGAUUUCAUUGAAAGUCCCUCUGCCUUUGAAGCCCAUUUUAAUCAUUCAGAUUUCCUUGAAAGUCUAUCUAUUUUUGAAGCCCAUUUUAAUCAUUCAGAUUUCAUUGAAAGUCUCUCUGCCUUUGAAGCCCAUUUUAAUCAUUCAGAUUUCAUUGAAAGUCUAUCUACCUUUGAAGCCCAUUUUAAUCAUUCAGAUUUCCUUGAAAGUCUCUCUGCCUUUGAAGCCCAUUUUAAUCAUUCAGGUUUCCUUGAAAGUCUCUCUGCCUUUGAAGCCCAUUUUAAUCAUUCAGAUUUCAUUGAAAGUCUAUCUGCCUUUGAAGCCCAUUUUAAUCAUUCAGAUUUCCUUGAAAGUCUAUCAACCUUUGAAGCCCAUUUUAAUCAUUCAGAUUUCCUUGAAAGUCUAUCUGCCUUUGAAGCCCAUUUUAAUCAUUCAGAUUUCAUUGAAAGUCUAUCUAUUUUUGAAGCCCAUUUUAAUCAUUCAGAUUUCAUUGAAAGUCUAUCUACCUUUGAAGCCCAUUUUAAUCAUUCAGAUUUCCUUGAAAGUCUCUCUGCCUUUGAAGCCCAUUUUAAUCAUUCAGGUUUCCUUGAAAGUCUAUCUGCCUUUGAAUCCCUAUUUAAUCAUUCAGAUUUCCUUGAAAGUCUAUCUGCCUUUGAAUCCCUAUUUAAUCAUUCAGAUUUCCUUGAAAGUCUCUCUGCCUUUGAAGCCCAUUUUAAUCAUUCAGAUUUCCUUGAAAGUCUAUCUGCCUUUGAAGCCCAUUUUAAUCAUUCAGAUUUCCUUGAAAGUCUAUCUACCUUUGAAGCCCAUUUUAAUCAUUCAGAUUUCCUUGAAAGUCUAUCUGCCUUUGAAGCCCAUUUUAAUCAUUCAGGUGUCUGUAUAAUAAUUAAAUCUUCUGUUGGUUUUAUAUGGAACCAACCUUUGGGAAUAUCAACUAGUGAAGUUCCUGCACCACAAAGUGUGAUAUCUAUUCACACCCUCCAAAAUCCCACUGCACAGAAUUGCAACGUAGACAAUGAAGGUUUUUUUUUUCUUGGUGGGGGAUGGAAGCUUUUGGUUUUUCUCCUUUUCUUGUUUUUUCUUUCUCUCUCUUCGUUGUCUAUUUCUUUCUGUCAUUUCUUCUUCCUCUUCUCAAUAUUUAUGAUUUUUAGCUUCAUUACCUUUGCUUCUUAUUUUUUUCUUGUUCACUUCUCUUUUUUAUUAUUGCUUAAUUCAUUUUUAUUUUCAUUUUCUCUUUUUCUUAUUAUUUUUUUUUAUUCUGUUUCUAUUGCUUCUUUUUUUAACCUUUUUCUUUUCUUAAAACUUAUUCUUUUUUCUUCUUCUUAUCUUCUUUCCUCAAAGCCUUUUUUCUUAAAAAUUUGUUCUAUUUCUAUUUAUUUUCUUUCUUUCUUUCAUCAAGCUGUUCUUCUUUUCAAAUUUAUACUAUUUUCAUUCUCUCUUCAGCUUCUUUUUAAAAAAUUUAUUAAUGUUAUCUUUACUUCAAAUUCAUCCUUUUUUUCUUUCCAAUCUUCUUUUUCAACAUUGACUUUUUUUCAAAAUUUAUUCUUUUUCUUCAUGUUUUUCUUGCCCUAUCUGCUGUUUACCAUUAACAAUUUUCCUUUCUUUCUUUUUCUUUCUUUUUCUUUCUUUCUUUCUUUCUUUCUUUCUUUCUUUCUUUCUUUCUUAAUCUACCACUUCUUUCUAUUUCUUAUUCCUCUCCUCCCAUUUAGGAUUUUCUUCUCUCUUUUUCCUCUGCACUUUUUUAUUUCCCUAAUUCCUUUCUUGCUCCAUUUUAUAUCCUUUGUUUUUUGUUCUUUUUCAUACCUUCACAAUUUUUUUUCUUUCUUUUUUCUGUUUUCUUUUUUUUCUUUUUUCUCUUUCUACUUUCUUUCCUUUUGUUUUCUGAUUUUAUUUUUUUCUAUUUCUCUGUUUAUUUCAUUUUCUGUUUCUAUUUUCUUUCUCUAUUUUCUUUCUUUUCUCUUUUCUUUUGGUUUCUCUUUUGCUUCUCUUUCUAUUUUCUUUCUUUUCUUUUCUCUUUUCUUUUCCUCUUUCUCUUUCUUUCUUUUUCUUUUUCUUUUCUUCUCUCUUUCUAUUUUCUUUCUUUUCUCUUUUUCUCUUUCUCUUUUGCUUUCUUUUUUUUUUCUCUUUCUCUUUUCUUUCUUUUUCUUUUUUCUUUCUCUUUCUCUUUUCUCUCUUUCUAUUUUAUUCUCUUUUUUUGUCUUACUCUUUCUCUUUUCUUUCUCUUUUCUUUUGCUUCUUUCUAUUUCUUUCUUUUUCCUUCUCUCUUUCUCUUUUUUUCUCUUUCUCUUUUCUUUCUCUUUUGCUUCUCUUUCUUUUUUCCUUCUCUUUCUCUGUUCUCUCUCUUUCUCUUUUUAUUCUCUUUCUAUUGUCUUACUCUUUCUCUUUUCUUUCUCUUUCUCUUUUGCUUCUCUUUCUAUUUUCUUUCUCUUUUCUUUCUCUUUUUCAUUUCUUUCUCUUUCUCUUUUGCUUCUCUUUCUAUUUUCUUUCUCUUUUGCUCCUCUUUCUCUUUUCUUUCUCUUUUCUUUCUCUUUUGCUUCUCUUUCUAUUUUCUUUCUUUUUCUCUUUCUUUCUCUUUCUCUUUUCUUUCUCUUUUCUUUCUCUUUUGCUUCUCUUUUCUUUCUCUUUCUCUUUUCUUUCUCUUUCUCUUUUGCUUCUCUUUCUCUUUUCUUUCUCUUUUGCGUCUCUUUCUUUUUUCCUUCUCUUUCUCUUUUCUCUCUCUUUCUAUUUUUAUUCUCUUUCUAUUGUCUUACUCUUUCUCUUUUCCUUCUCUUUCUAUUUCCUUUCUCUUUUUCUCUUUCUUUUUUCUUUCUCUUUCUAUUUUCUUUCUCAUCCCAUUCUUUUUCUCUUUCCAUUCUCUUUUUGUUUUUGUCUAUUUACUUCCUUUCUGUCUUAAUUCAUUUCUUUCUUUAUUUCUUUUUUCAUUCAUUUUCUUUUUCAUAUUUAUCUUUUUUUUCUUUCUUUGUUAAUGCCUUUAACUUCUCAAAUUUUAUCUUCAUCUUUCUUUUAAUUUUCUUUCUUCACAUACCACAUAUCUUCUUUUUUUUUGUUUUUCUUUCUUAA
Molecule: messenger RNA, 3516 nt
Organism: Acanthosepion pharaonis
Lineage: Eukaryota; Metazoa; Mollusca; Cephalopoda; Sepiida; Sepiidae
Source: the annotation of a GenBank genome assembly